CCCGUCUCUAUAAGAUACGCCAUCGAUCCUCAUCCCCCUCCAGUUCUUCAUCGAGAGCUCUGACCUUUCUUCAUUGAAGCUCGAGCGAGGGAAGCUUCCUCUCACGAUCUUUUUACGUAGAUCCACAGAGACAAGGGUGAAGCGCAGAACAACCCACCUGGGAUUUGUACAGAGAAGCCCCGGAAGCUCGGAACCGCGCCCUCGGGUCGGGCUUCCUUUGUCCAGUCCUACAGCACGGUUGUCAUACUUUUGAUGGAAAGAUAGUACAUGGGCUGCUUUUGCUCAAAAAGUGUUAAGCAGACGCCUGGGUACGAGGAGCCUAUUGUUCUGGCUGCUGAGACCCCUUGUGAGUACGCAUUUACCGUAAGCGAAGUGGAGGCGUUAUAUGAGCUCUUUAAGAAACUAAGCAGCUCAAUUAUUGAUGACGGGCUUAUUCACAAGGAAGAGUUCAAUCUUGCUCUUUUCAGGAACAGAAAUAAGAGGAAUCUCUUCGCUGACAGGAUUUUUGACCUAUUUGAUGUGAAACAAAAUGGUGUCAUUGAGUUUGGGGAAUUUGUCAGAUCUCUGGGCGUCUUUCACCCGGAUGCACCAAUAGAAGACAAAACUGCAUUUGCUUUCAGACUGUACGACUUGAGGCACACUGGAUACAUUGAGCAAGAAGAGUUGAAGGAGAUGGUAUUGGCACUUCUACACGAGUCAGAUCUUGUUCUUUCAGAGGAUGUUGUUGAAACAAUUGUGGAUAAGACCUUCAGCGAAGCAGAUGCGAAAGGUGAUGGGAAGAUCGACCAGGAAGAAUGGGAGGAGUUUGUGUCCAAGAACCCUUCGCUGAUCAGGAACAUGACGCUACCGUAUUUGAAGGACAUUACACUGGCAUUCCCGAGUUUUGUGCUUAGUUCCGAGGUAGAAGAUUCAGAGGUGUAACCUUCAGAUAAUGCCCGCAUGGUGAAGUUAAUCCAUUAACCGCCAUGAAUGAAUGCAAGCAACAUCGAACGACAUCCGUCAUCGGCACAAAGAGAGCAUCCAACAUGAUGCGAACCAGCACGGUAACUGGGUCAUCCAUCAAUCAGCCUGUGCUGAUGUGCUUAGCCUCUUGCGGAUGAGGGUGAGCUCUCCGGAGAAGCUAU
Rhodamnia argentea is the source of this 1124-nucleotide messenger RNA. RefSeq names its product calcineurin B-like protein 4. Gene Ontology annotation, molecular function: calcium ion binding; kinase binding. Bases 268 to 921 code for a protein of 217 amino acids. The record is from RefSeq and is a predicted model, not a curated record. The transcript has 9 exons. Lineage: Eukaryota; Viridiplantae; Streptophyta; Magnoliopsida; Myrtales; Myrtaceae. Gene Ontology annotation, biological process: calcium-mediated signaling.